AUGGCCGUGGCUGAUGCCAAGAACUGCACGUUUAUUGGAGCCCCUCCCUGUAUAAAUGAGCUGGGUUGCUACUCAACCUGGAUUCGCUGCUCAGACUGGGAUACAGUCCUUAAUCGGACAAAACGCCGUCGCAUUCCAUCCGUUUUGGAAAGGGUUCCAGUCGACCAGGAUGGGACGCUUUACCUCGCAAAUAAAGGCCCGUGGUUUGGUCAGGACUCCUGA
Akanthomyces muscarius is the source of this 222-nucleotide messenger RNA. RefSeq lists its product as uncharacterized. The record is from RefSeq and is a predicted model, not a curated record. NCBI's taxonomy places the organism in Eukaryota, Fungi, Ascomycota, Sordariomycetes, Hypocreales, Cordycipitaceae. The transcript is spliced from 2 exons. Bases 1 to 222 code for a protein of 73 amino acids.